Molecule: messenger RNA, 1672 nt
Organism: Brassica napus (rape)
Lineage: Eukaryota; Viridiplantae; Streptophyta; Magnoliopsida; Brassicales; Brassicaceae
Product: probable polygalacturonase At3g15720
Exons: 8
Coding region: 272-1630 (452 amino acids)
Biological process (GO): carbohydrate metabolic process
Molecular function (GO): polygalacturonase activity
Source: RefSeq, a predicted model, not a curated record
AUAUAGAGAUAUAUAUUAAAGAUGUUCUUAGAAAAUAGAAAACUUUCUCAUUAUAUAUAUGAUUUAAAUGUACAUAUACGUAUUCACUUAUCCAUUCCAUUUCAUAUACGUAUAUUGUCUGCUACUGUCGGGAAAUAUCCGCUUAACAUGGUAACGUCUUUAGCAUCUUCUUUUGUCUGUCUAAGUUAAAGCACUGGCUUUUAACAAUGUAUGAUUUAAUUAGUAAAUACAUUGGUUUUGCUCACGAUUUAACUCAUUCUCUUCAAAACCUAUGCAGACGAAGACUUGGUUCUUAAACUUUUCAGUGUUCAUUCUCAAGUUCUUCGCAUAUUCGAAAGCUUUGGAUGUUACUCAACAUGGAGCUGUUGGAGAUGGAGUUACAGACGAUUCUCAGGCGUUCUUGAAAGCCUGGGAAGCUGUUUGUAGCGGGACCGGAGAUGGGCAGCUUAUCGUUCCGGCAGGAAUGUCAUUUAUGUUACAGCCCUUGAAGUUUCAAGGUUCUUGCAAAUCGACCCCUAUUGCUGUUCAGAUCUUGGGCACUCUCGUUGCAUCGAGUAGAGGGGAUUGGAAAGGAGACAAAAACCAAUGGAUUCUCUUCUCAGACAUAGAAGGGCUUGUGGUUGAUGGUAACGGCAAAAUAAACGGCCAGGGUUCGAGCUGGUGGCAACACAAAGGCAGUUCUAGACCAACCGGAUUGAAGUUCAAGAACUGCAACAAUCUUAGACUUCGUGGCUUAACUCACGUAGAUAGUGCGAUGGCACACAUUCACAUAAACGGUUGCAACGAUGUAACCAUCUCAAAUCUCCGGAUAAAUGCACCAGAAUCAAGUCCUAACACCGAUGGCAUCGAUAUAGCCGCUUCAUCCAAUGUUGUCAUCCAAGACUGCGUAAUCGCCACUGGUGACGAUUGCAUUGCUAUAAACUCGGGGACGGCUAACAUCAGAAUCUCCGGUAUAGAUUGCGGACCAGGCCAUGGAAUAAGCAUAGGAAGCUUAGGAAAAGAUGAAGGGGUAGCUUCAGUGGAGGAUAUAUGUGUCCAAAACUGUAACUUUAGAGGAACUAUGAAUGGAGCUAGGAUCAAAACCUGGCCGGGAGGAUCUGGAUACGCAAGAAGGAUUACUUUCAAUGGAAUUACUCUAGAUAAUGUCGAGAAUCCAAUCAUUAUCGAUCAGCAUUACAAACAUGGAGAUUCUGAUAAAUCCACUGAUGAUAAGUCCUCGGCGGUGGAAGUGAGCAAAGUUGUGUAUAGUAACUUCGUGGGGACGUCCAGAUCAGAGUACGGUGUUAACUUUAGGUGCAGCACGAGAGCACCAUGCACAGAGAUUUUUCUGAAAGAUGUGAAAAUAGAAACGGCAUCGUCAGGAAUGGGACAAGUAGCGCAAGGACAGUGUUUAAACGUGAGAGGCGGUGUGACAACACUUGCGGUACCAGGUUUGGAGUGUUUAGCACUUUCCACAGAUUGGGGGACACUGCCGGAACAAGCUUGUAUGUUGCCGCAGCAAUCAGGGCAGCCAGAUACACGACCGUCGCAAGAUCCGUUAUGGGUAAUAUGGGUUUAUGGAAGCGGAGGAAAACAUUUAGGAGUAUAUAGUGUCGUAUUAACUUCAUUAAUUAAUCUCUUUUGGUUUUAAUUAUGUUUUAGGUUAAUCAAAGAUCAAUAUGAUAAAUUAAUU